Molecule: messenger RNA, 1635 nt
Organism: Monoraphidium neglectum
Lineage: Eukaryota; Viridiplantae; Chlorophyta; Chlorophyceae; Sphaeropleales; Selenastraceae
Exons: 1
Coding region: 1-1635 (544 amino acids)
Source: RefSeq, a predicted model, not a curated record
AUGGGCGCCGUUUGCAGCGUGCUGGUGCGGGCGCUCGCUCGAUGCAGCCAGCUAUUUGUCAGCCCUGGCCCCAAGGGCGUUGGCCACCCCGCAAUUCUGGAGGCCAUCUUCCAGCGCCUGCCGGCGGGCGCGCAGUGCAUGACCGUCGGCGCGCUCAGCCGCAGCUGGCGGGCAUGGGCGGCGCCCGUGCGCGCCGAGCUGCAGCUGCGCGGCGGCGCGCCCUUCGCCGCGCCGACCGGCAGCACCGACCCCACCGACACAAAGUACCACCGGCUGGCGGCGUUUGAGCUGCCGCAGUGGUUCCUGCUCCGCGCGUGGCCACGGCUGACCGCGCGGCAGCGCCGCACGGCCGUCCUGCGCGCCGCGAGCACCGGGGACGCCGAGGCAGUGUUGUGGGCGCUGGACAACGGCUGCGACGAGGGCGAGGAGCUGUGCACAGCGGCGGCGUUCAACGGCCACCUCGACGUGCUGCGCGUCGCCCGCGCGGUCGGCGUCCCGUGGAACGAAGAUGCAUGCUGGGUGGCGGCGUGGCGCGGGCACAGGGCGGUGCUGCGCUGGCUGCACUUGGGCGGCUGCCAGCUGUCAAGCAUCGCGUGCGAGGGCGCGGCCUUGGGCGGGCACUUGGAGCUCCUGCGCUGGGCGCGCGCCGCUGGCUGCCCCUGGAACUCUUUCACGUGCGCCGCGGCGGCGCAGGGCGGCCACCAGGAAGUGCUGCGCUGGGCGCAUGACUCCGGCUGCCCCUGGGACGGCGUCGCUUGCAAUGCCGCCGCGCAGGGCGGCCACCUGGGCGUUUUGGAGUGGCUGCGCAGCGCCGGCUGCCCGUGGUCGGCCACAACGUGCAGCGCCGCAGCUGGUGGCGGGCACUUUGCCCUGCUGCGCUGGGCGCACACCCACGGCUGCGAAUGGGACGCUGCGACGUGCGCCGCGGCGGCCGAGGGCGGACACCUAGAGCUGCUGCGCUGGGCACACAGCGAAGGCUGCCCCUGGGACGCCACAACUUGCUCCGCCGCGGCCGCGGGCGGCCACUUUGAGAUCCUGCAGUGGGCGCACGGCGCCGGCUGCCCCUGGGACGAAUCCACCUGCACAAAAGCAGCGCAAGGCGGGCACCUUGGGUUGCUGCAGUGGGCACGCGGGGAAGGCUGCCCCUGGGACAAAUCAACCUGCGCGGAAGCGGCACGGGGCGGCCACUUUGACAUCCUGCAGUGGGCGCGCAUCGCCGGCUGCCCCUGGGACGUGGAGACGUGCCAUGCGGCGGCGGAGCGGGGCCACCUUGGCGUGCUGCAGUGGGCCAUCUUUGCCGGCUGCCCCUGGGACGCUGCGGUGUGCGAGCAGGCUGCGAAAGGGGGCCACCUGGACGUGUUGCAAUGUGGGCGCGCAGUCGGCUGCCCGUGGGACGAGAAGACGUGCGCGGCUGCGGCCGCAGGCCGCCGGCUGUGGGUCCUGCAGUGGGCGCACGAAAACGGGUGCCCCUGGGAUGUCAGGACGAGCCUCGCCAUUGCGAUCUGCGGCCACCUCGAUAUGCUGCGAUAUGCGCUGAUGGAUGGCUGUCCCUGGAUCCGCAUCCUCUGCCGCGCCACCGCCGAGGGGCUCGGCCACUCGGACGUUGCGGCGUGGAUCGACAGCCACCCGGACUAG